Messenger RNA from Sorghum bicolor (sorghum), 1785 nucleotides. RefSeq lists its product as uncharacterized. The transcript has 4 exons. Bases 347 to 1075 code for a protein of 242 amino acids. Gene Ontology annotation, biological process: regulation of DNA-templated transcription. Lineage: Eukaryota; Viridiplantae; Streptophyta; Magnoliopsida; Poales; Poaceae. Gene Ontology annotation, molecular function: DNA binding. The record is from RefSeq and is a predicted model, not a curated record.
GGGUCUUCUUCCACUUCUGGCGCGGCAUGUGUGGCAGCCAUGUAACGGCGGCUGCCGGCUAGUUGACGCGAGGCAAUGCGGCCCGCCCGGCUCCCGCGCUCCACCGGGCCGGGCGCCGGGCACCGGGCACCGGGCACACGCCGCUCCAUUAAAUAUCGCAACCCCGGCACCCCGCACCGCGGCGCCCUGUGAAACCACCGCCGCAGCGCGCGCAGUCCUCCUCUUCUUCCCUUCUUCCUUGCGCUUCCGCCGCCGGCCGAUCUGCCUCCCGGCUCCCGCCGCCUACGAGCUACGUACGAUCCGACUCGAUCGUCUCCGAUCGAAGGCCUGCCAGAGCCGGACAAGGAUGACGGCCGCCGCUUGCUCAAGCCAAAGCCACCCGUUCGCUGCUCCAACUUUCGCCGUCGUCGUCGAAGAUGAACGCUACCGCGUUGUAGACUCUCCUCGCAACGGCGGCGACGCAGAGAUCCUGAGGCACCUCGGUGAACUGCUGAAGCAGUACCACUCCAUCGGCGAGGCCGGGGUGAACGCUCGCCUCCCUUCGUGCGACCCGUGGGAUAUCCCUGCAAUGCCGGUGGACGAGGGAGAAGGCAGCAAGAUGAGGGAGAAGUAUUUUGUCACCGAUGACUGUACCCUCAAGAGCAGCUGUACGACGCCGGCGACGAAAUCUGGGUACUGGAAGCCGCGUGACCUCGGGUGGGGGAUUCCUAGUAGCGAGGUCAUCGGCCCAGCACUGGUCACCGGUUUGAAGACGACCUACGAUUUCCACAUUGGAGAAACCAUAUACCAGGAAGGAAGCAAAGGAACUAGCUGGAUCAUGGAUGUCUACUUCCUGAUUGACAAUGGUCAGGUCGAGGACGACUUGCUUUUGUGCCACGUAUUUAAAGGUAACUCGCGAGACUACGUCGCACGGCCGAGAUGCGCAGCCCAUCAUCAUGAAUCACCCAAAGAAAAAGAAAUCCAAGGCCAAAGCAACAAUUCCUUACUUGAGAGACCUGGAGGAUUAUUGGCAACGCACAUAAGCUCCAACAAGCAUCAAAACCAGCGUCUGUUUGAAAAUAAAGUACUAUUAUGAGAUGUGUGUUGGUUCGAAUUUGGCUAUGUUUGCAGAAAAUAUUAUUUUCUUCAAAUAAGUUUAUUAUGAAAUAUAUUCGAAAAUUUUGCUUCCUUUGAAAUCAAACGUGGCGACCUUGAAUUGAUGCACGUGAACGCAAAUCAGGCGAAAAGGCACGUGUUUCGAGCUGACUGAGGAAUACGCAGAUUUUCGAAAUUGAAAAUCACAGGGAAGAUGGAUUCAUCGCAAGGAACGUUUCAACAUGUGUUCGAUUGCUCACGCCAACAUUUCAUAACAGAUUGGCAGAUUUUCAAAAGGAUGUGCGGACCAAGCCAAAGCUACUACAAGAGCAUCAUGCAUUCAAGAAGCCAAGCAAGCAGCAUCAAAACCAGCGUCGAAUCCACCGUGGCAAGAAUUCACAGUAGAAACCGCCUGAUGUGGCUGGAUAGCACAUUCAGCACAGAAAGGGGAAGAACAGAAGAAUGAGGAAGGCAGGCUUGAUUCCCUUCAGAUUGUUCAGAGAGUUUAGUUUAGGUCUGGGCUUUAGCGCUCUCUUGGGCCUUGCUGGAAUGACUUGGCCUUCCUUGUUCUGCUUCUUCCGUCCUUUAGACACUCUUUGCUACCAUGACAUAAAAAGUUAGGCUUUGUUCAGUUUAAGAAAAAUUUUUGGUUUUGACUGUUGUAGCAUCUUUGUUUGUAUUUAACAAAUUUUAUCCAAUCAUAAACUAAUU